GGCUCUGGGGCCGGAGCAGUGGCCGCAUUCCCGAGCCCGACGGCGCCCGCUCGCUCCUCGUCUGCCCGGCCGGCCGGCCGGCCCCCGCCGCGGUGAGAGGGGACCCUGCCAGGGGCCGAGAGGGGAAGGCGUGCCGGGUUCUCCCGGCGGCGAGGGGGCUCUCCGAGGGGCGACAGCUGGAGCGCCCAGGGACCGGCGGGUGAGGGACCGUGGGGUGGGGUCGAGGGCCUCUGGGGUUUCUGCAGGAAAUGGGAAGGCGGGGCAGGAGCCCACCGUGUCAGGAGCAGUGCGAUACCUGUGUGGGGGGGGUUGGACAAGGUGUCCCCGCUCCCCGGUGGCUGACGGUGUCGCCAGGUGGCUUAGGGAUGGAGCCGGUUCCCCCCCCCCGCCCCCCUCCGCCCUGCCUCGACUCCUGGAAGGGCGUGCUGGGGAGGGGUGCGUGGGACCGGGAUGGGAAAGACAUUUGCCAAGUUGUGCUGUGUGUUGGAUUUUAAGUUUGCUGUCCCUCUGCUCCUGGGGUGGCAGCUGGGGGCGGCAUGGGGGCCAAGGAGAAAGGGCUCAGCUUGUGCCUUCCCAGGGCCCCCUCCUCCCCAGGCUCAGGAAGCAGGAGGAGCUUCGCAGAGGGGCCAGCACUACCGACACAGUGUUACAGGCUGUUUGGAACAGCUGGUUCAGGGUGGCCUGCACCAGCGUCCAGGGUCUUGGAAAGGACAGGAUGCGGUCUUUCUGGAGCUGGGUGCGAGUUGCCCCUUGGAGGGGUCUGGGUUUCCCUGGGUUGUACGUUGAUUGGAUUUGGGAAGAGGAAGAGGACUUGGCAGUGGGCACCAGCCAGCUCCUAUGACUGUGCUUAAGUGUGAGGCCAGGGUGCCAGCCUGCAGACUGGGCAGGAACUCACCUCUGAGCUGGCACAGGUGAGGUGCUUGACAUGCAGGCUGUCCCUGAGGCGAGUCAGCGUUUGGAGGCAAGCCAACAGCUGUCAGGGACCAGGCUGCUGUAGCCAGACCGCCCUCCAGACCAUUGUCACCUAAUGCUAAGGUUUUGGGCUCAUUUGCUGAGAGGCACCCCCUCCCUCACCCUAAACCAGGGCAGCCAAGAUGCUUAACACCGAAUUAAGCAAAGAAAAAAAAUCCAGUUGUAUUACACGUGAGCGCUUCUUCCCAUCUUUUCACGGUUCUGUUUGGAAGUGUAUGUUCUCCCAUUGUUCCAUCUCUCCCUUGGGCUGUCACUGGUUUUUAUUUCCACCUUGUGCAGAAAUAGGACUGCUUACGCAUUUGAAACACAGGGCGACCGGCUAUUGAGAUCAGCUCACGAUGAGAAAGUUGACUCAUAAGAUUCUCUUUUUCCAUUAAGGAAAUGAAGAUGGCUAAGGACUCAGGCAUAGACACUUUAGCGAGCAGCAGGUUAACUUCUUAUUUGGUUCUGGAGUCCAUUCCUGUGUUUUGUUUUGUUUUUUGCAGUGUUUGUCUUUUGUAUGGCCUGUGUGAGUUAAUGUGAAGAUAGUUUAUAUUACUUGAGAACAUAACGACUAAGGCCAAUGAAAAGCUACUCGGUGACCUGAGUAAAUCACAAGCCUUAAAUAACUUGCUUCGGAUUUCCAGAGAGUGGAGGGUAUCCACAGAUAUUAGAUGUGCUUGUUUUUGCAUGACAAUAGCUUUGGUUCUUUGAAGGUAAAUUGCUUUGGGGUGACCCCAGAUGGCUCUGAGGGUACUUCUUUUAGGAUAGUCUUUAGGAAGGGUUUAGGGUGGGAUGAGUCAUGCUACAUGCCUCCCCAUCCUCCCUCAAAAAAGAAAAUAAUCCAGUUAAAAGAACCAUCAGAAGCAGCCUGGGAAGAGAAAACGUCAGGAAAAGUCAACCCUCAUGACAUGCAAAGGGAGGGGUAAAAAUCCUUUUUGCCAAUGAUAACCCCUCACUUUUACGGGACGGAGUAAUUUGCAAACGUCUUUCACACAGAAUCUUAAUUGAUCUUCACAAAUGUCACAGAUGAGGAAACUGAGGCUAAGUGACUUGCUCAAGGUCACUUAGCUACUAGGGGGCAAAGCAGAGCGUUAAUCCUAGCCAUGUGACACCAGCUGCAGUGGCCCGUCACCGCUCUGCCGAGUGGGCUGUGGGAAGGAUGAGGACAGAUUACACACACAGCCCAGGGCCCUAGGGCUUUCCCAGCAUCCUCCUCUCCCACCGCUUGCCCCACCUGCUAAGUCAGCUUGGCUCGCAGGUGUGGAUUCUCUUCACCACUUCCCUCUAUCCCAGGCUCGGCAGUCUGCGCCUACUCAGAUUUGUUUAAGUCUUUGAGAAAUCUAGUGGGAAGUAUGAUCGCAGGGAGUGUCUUUUGCCCAAGCGCUCAGUGUUUCCUAAUAGUCUAGGUGUCUUCAGCCACGUGAUGCAAGAGACCAAAGCAAUUCUAGGGAAACUUACCAUAAUCAUUUUCCUUGUCCUCCACCCGGAAGAAAAAUGCAGUGGUUGUGAAACCUGAGGAGUUGGCCCAGUACUUUUGUUUAUUUUAUCCAGUUUUUUAUGCAUGGCAUUGUUUGCGUUAUGGUGACACUUUUUUUUUUUUUAAAGAGGGCACAGCUGUUCUCAUUAGGGAAGAAUAAGCUUGAAUCCUGUUUUCUCGAUCUGAGCAUCUAGAUCUGAAAAAGGACACCAGCGGAGGUUAUCUGAGAUGUGUUCCAGCAGAUGCCUUAGGGCCCCGUGGGCCGCCCCAGAGGACUCAGUCCCGGUGGCCAGCGGCUCCCAAGCAGCUCACGUGCGCUCAGCCUCAGGCUCCCGCUGACGCACCUGGGAACCUCGCUCACCAGCCCCCACCUGGCAUCCUUGCCGGCAGUGCCCCCCACCCCCCCCAGCCAUGGAGGCCCCCGAGGUCCCCGUGGGCUCGCUGAUUGACUUCGGGGCCGGGGCCAAGCCAUCCACCUCCUCGCCCCUGGGGAUGCUGUCCCCAAAGCUGCAGGACGGGGACAGCUCCCCGGGCGAGGGUGCGUCGGAGAGUGAGACCACGGAGUCGGCCGACAGCGAGAACGACAUGGGCGAGUCGCCCUCGCACCCCUCCUGGGGCCAGUGCCGCCGCUGCUCUUCCAGCGAGUCCUUCUCCUCCAACCAGAGCACCGACUCGGCCAAGGAUGCGGAGCUGCUGGAGCUCCGGGAGUUCAUGCGCGGCUACGUGGAGAAGAUCUUCUCCGGAGGAGAGGACUUGGACCAGGAGGAGAAAGCCAAGUUCGGAGAGUACUGCAGCAGUGAGAACGGAAAAGGCCGGGAAUGGUUUGCCCGGUACGUGAGCGCCCAGCGCUGCAACUCCAAGUGCGUCUCGGAGGCCACCUUCUACCGCCUGGUGCAGUCCUUCGCGGUGGUCCUAUUUGAGUGUCACCAGAUGGACGACUUCGGGCCUGCAAAGAACCUCAUGACCAUGUGCUUCACCUACUAUCACAUCGGUAAACCACACCUGCUCCCCUCCGAGUUCAAGGAGAAGCCGGCCGGGAGCAUCGACUCCUACUUGAAGUCGGCCAAUAGCUGGUUAGCGGAGAAGAAGGACAUCGCCGAGCGGCUUCUGAAGAACACGUCGGCCAAGACGGAGAACGUCAAGGGCUUCUUCGGGCUGGAGACCAAGCCCAAGGGGCCCCUGGCCAGGAGAAGCGAGGAGAAAGAAGGCAAGUCCCAGGAGAAGCCACGGAAGACGGUGACUGUGUGCAGCCCAGAGGAGGAGGGGAAGGGGGAGAAGAUCUACCUGUACACACACCUGAAGCAGCAGCCCAUCUGGCACACGCUGAGGUUCUGGAACGCGGCCUUUUUCGACGCUGUCCACUGUGAGAGGAGAAAGCGGUCUCCCACCACCAGAGGGGAUGCUGGAGAGGAGGAGAAGAAGAGAGAGAGGUGGUGCCACAUGACCCAGGAGGAGCGGGACGACAGCCUGCGGUUCAACGAGAACAUCACCUUCGGGCAGCUGGGCACGUUCACGCACAACAUGCUGGCGUUCGGGCUGAACAAGAAGCUGUGCAACGACUUUCUGAAGAAGCAGGCGGUGAUCGGCAACCUGGAUGAGGAGCAGUACAAGCUGCUGAGUGACCACAUCGAGCAGAUGGCCGCCGAGUAGGCCUCGGCAGGUGGCCCGAGGCUCCCCCAGGAGGACUGUGGGUACGCGCCUCCCUCCCGCGCCCACGGCUGGCUGUCACCCCCCCCCCGCCCCCGCAUGACAUUGGCAGCACCCAGAGGCGCCCCACACCGCCCUAGAACUAGCGGCUAGAAGAAUCUGGUUGCCCGUUUUCCCUGCCUCCCCUCUGCCUGUGUCUGCUCCCCCACCUGCGUGCCAAAGUGUCUCUGGGAUUACACAGCUAACACCGAGGUGACUUUCCAUAUCCCCGAGUGGCAGACCUGCGACGUGGGACCGAGGGGGCGCAGGAGGGAGGAUGCUGGGUCCACGAUGGGCCGGUGUCCAUCGUAGCCUCCUGCGGGAGAUGCUGGGGCGCACGUGGGAGGGUAGGGAAGGGCAGCUGUGGGGUGGCACACGCCAGUGACACAGGGCAGUCAGGAGUGAUGAUUGGGGGCCCCCCAGCAGGGUGGGAUGGGGUUCCUCCCACAGUGGGGUUCCUGUUGAGCGGGGGCCAAGCAGAGGGGGCGGGGGCCUGUGAGUGUCGGUCCACGGCCGGUGCUGGCUCUUUUCCGGGUCCCCUCUCCGUGCAGCAGGGACGGGAGUCCCAGGAAGCUCCAGGAGGAGAGGGACACCCCCUAUUCCAGGACGGGAGAGAGACCGGGGCAGAGGACGUGCCUUCCCGGCUGCAGAAGGCCCGGCCACGGUCAGGGGUGUGGGCGCCGGGAGACGGCCGGCUCCAAGUGGCUGUGUUGGACCCACGUAGCACGCAGGUGUCUGUGUGAGGCCGUCUGAGAUGUCCCCGUGCAGCCGACAGCUUCCUUCUGGAGUGGAGACGCUUCCGCCCCUUGCUCCCUGGGAGUAGCUCGGGGCCAUCAGUCCCGUGACAAGCACAGACAAGAGAAGCUUCUUCAGCAGCUUCAGGACAACCGCCCUUUCUGAAAGCAGACAGUGCUGCCCUUUAUUUCAAAACAGACAAAAGAAUCUGUGUCAGCGUUACAGGCACCGUGGCAGAGGCCGCUUGUGGCGGUGACUGUGUGAGGCGGGGUAGCGGGGCUUUGGAGGGUCGGGCCCUCCACCCCGGCCGCCUGGGGAAGCCUGUACCUUCUGCCACCCGAGCCCUUGGACCCCUUUCCUGCGGACUCUGCGGACACCCCCUCGCCGUCUCAGGUGCCGGGAGCCGGGGCUCUUCCCCCCAGGUUUGUACCAGGCACAGCUGACCAGCCCAAGGGACUGCAGUCUGGCCAGCAGGCCUCCAGCCUGCCACCAGCUUCCCUGGCGAGCCCGGUUCCCCCGCCCCAGCCCCAGCUCUUGGGCGCUGACAAUGAGGCCAGCGGGGCUCCGUCCUUCCCGCCUUGGUCCUUCGUCCCGUGUCCCCGCUGCACCUCCUCCAGCAUGACAAGCACACGCCAGAUACCCAGCCCUCCGGCCCUCCAAGUUUCCCCUCGUGGGGGAUGCCUCCCUGGAAUGUUCCAGAGCAGAGCGUGCGUUGGUUGAGCCGAGGAACGCACAUCCGGGUGAUCGUAAGAGAGAUGACAGGAAACACGGCAGGACCCGAGUGCGCCGGCGUGAGCUGCUCCUCCAGGAGACCUGGGGGGCUGGGGCUUCAGAAACCCUGCUGUUUUCGCAAUGGCGUGUGCGUGUGUGUGUGUGUGUGGUGGCAGCCUCUCUGGCCGUGUCACUAAACAAAGCACAGCUGUGUCGCCAGUUUGCCUGUCCUGUGCGGGGCGGGUCACACGGGCCGGAGCGCCUCCACCCGAUGCUGGGCCCAGUGAUAGGACGGGUCUCUAUGGAACGCGUUUCAGAGAAAUCACAUCCAGCUGACGGGUGUGCGGGCCCCUCCUCCAGCGCCUCCUGAAGAUGACGCAGCCCCUCCUGAGACGUUCAGCUACGACCCCCGCGUGUGCUGUGCUCCCCCCACCCCCCACAGGAGCCGGGCCACGUGCCCUCGCAGGGCUCUCCCCCUGCGGCCGCGUGUCGUUGGCUUUCUUCGUGGUUAGUUGAAAGGCAUUAAGAUUUUAUUCUAAAGGUGCCCAAAAGACUUAUCCUUGUACAUAGAAGAUUUUUGUACGGACGUUCGAUCCAGUCUGAUUUCUGGAGGGAGACAGUAGGUUCUGGGUCUUCCCAGGGGUGCUGGGGAGCUGGCGGCUCUCUCCCCGCAGGGUGGGGCGGGAGGGCCCGUGCAGCCUUGGAAGGAAAAAUGCAGCUUUGACUUCUUGGGGCUUUUCCAGGCGCUUUAACUUCAAGAUGAUCUUGAGACCUUUUUUUUUUCCAUACAGGCCUCUUGAAAUAGCAGUUGAAGGUAGAAGCAGGGUUGCUUUGGGUUUUUUCCUCUCCCCUUGUUUGUGUAAAUCUAGCUCCUAAGAGUGGAGUCUGACCCCAGAAGUGCUGCCUGUUGCUUUCAGCCCUACGAGGGGACACUGCCAGAGACCGUGGGCCUCGUGGAGUGACCAGUGUCGGGGUGGCUCUGAGGCUGCCCUGCUGUGUCCUGGUGGCGUCUGCCUUUGGCCGAGCGUUUCACCUCGGAGUGUCUGACCGCUGUCACCCGGAGGACGCACGGCGUGCCUAGCAGGAGCCGGCAGCCUGCCUCGCUGACGUUUCCUCUCUCUGUGGCACGAUCUUCCCUCCGAGGCCCGCUCCGAGCAGACAGACACAGGGCGGGCUCUCAGGUCCGAGGGCGGAGAAGUCUCACCCCGCUGUACACACAGGAGGCUUUGGAGAAAGAGCUCUGGUGGCCUUCCCUGUAAACUCAGGACCCUUAGACUCGGGGCAGGAAGCGUCGGGUCAUAUCCACGAGGAGAGUUUCCAGUCCCAGUAGGUUCAGGGUCCCAAGCCAGGAGCUUCGAAGGCCUGCGUUAGCAAUGGCAUUUCAGUCUCCUGCUGUCUGCCCUUCAGGGCGAUGUGAAUCGUAAUGAGCCAAAAACAGCUAAUUCUCCCAAGUGAAAAGUACCCUGCUUUGGAAAUAGGAUGGUGUCGAGAUGUGCUUUGUACGUCUUCAGCCUUUGUUGCAGUUUUAGCAAUGUUGUUAGAUGUUUAAGAGGGGCUGUGCUAGGAUUCAGAUUAUAUCUACUGUGUGCGUGCGUUUAAUCGAAGGCAGGAGAACCAAGUUCUCAUAUUGUAAGUUCUUUGUACAGUGAAAGGGAGUAGACCGUGAUUUUCCUAUUGCCGAAAGGGGAAAAAAGCAGACCAAGGAGCUCUUAAGUUGCCAAAAGGAGGGCUGGAGAGAGUCCAGUUCACGAGUUUUGUGCUCCAGUGAAACCUGGGACGGUCAGGGUCACGGGCAAGCCCCACGCUGGGUUUAGGACAGAGACCCAGCACUGGAGUCAGAGGUGCCGCCUGACCUUUCUCUUUCCUCCUUCCCGGGAGCUGGAACCAGUGGAGCCCGUACUCACCUCUCCCUGCCCGGUUAGACGGUGAAGUUCAUUGCCGUGGAGAGAAGGUGGCAGGCUUGAGGGUUGCUUUUCCGUCAGCUGUUUUAAGUGGGUUGGUUUAUCACCCAGAGCAAGUGCUCUGGGUGUUGCAGCCUCCCAGCGUGAGAAGCGCAGUGUUCACGCCACAGAGGGGCUUGCGAGGAGUUUUGUUGAACCCAGGUGACCGUGACCAGCAGUCAGGGCUGCAGCUACAAGCCUGACCUUCCUGGGCAUUGCUGCACCCCGACGAGUUGGCUUUUCAGCGAGUGGGGAUCCCAGCAGGUCGGUGCGGUUAGAUCAGCUGUAUGGCCGAAUCACCUACAAUUGAGACAGCUGGGCAGCCAGGGGCCUGAGGCAUUUGCCAGAACAGCAGGGAGCUUGGGAAGCAGGGGGAGAAGGGCCCGGCACCAGCCUCGGGGGAGGGGUAGCAGCCGGGCGGUGCCAGGCUUGUCACCCCCUGGCCACCCUCUUCCUCAGCCACAGGCAGAGCUGCGGGGCUGGGGGCCCACGGCCCCUCGGUCCCGGGGUUCUUCUCGCAGCGCCCCACCCCCGGCCUUUUAGUUUCCUUGAACCACUGUUUCUGCCACUCAGCCAUCUCCCCGUCUUCCUGCAAAUCACUGAUCCCUUUUUACGAUUCUUGAGGGGGAGUUUCGCUAGAAAAGCGUUUGAAGCUGAGUUCGUACAGGGGAAUGGCAUCGGUGACAAGUGCCCCUAACUGGCUGGUGUGCGACGUUCAGACCUGGGCUGGAGCCAGGCCUCAGUCAAGUCACAUGUCCCAGUACGUCCUUGUCGCCCGGCGGCUGGGAACAGGCCUGUGUGGGUUCUCCAGAUGGUUCCCACCCAGGAGCACCCUCAACGCCAAGACCCUCCGCGUGGCCGGUCCCCCAGGCCUCGUUCUGCCGCCAUCUCCCUGCAGUCCCUCUCCAGCAAGCGCCUCGAGUGGCCGGCCUACCUCGUCCCUGGGUGUCCUGGCGCUGGCCUGUGUCCCUGCGUUGGCUGGUCUGUCUGAGCUUGAGAUGAGUGAAGGGCUGCGGGGGGGAACCUUCCCCCUGGCUGUGUCCCCAGGAGUCAAGGGGACACUGCUCCCGCUCUAGAGUUCUCGGUUACUAUUGGAGAAGGAACACCUUGUCAUUUCCAGGAGCGAGUCAGGAUGGUCUGGGUUUGCCCGUCUUCCCAUCACUCUGUGCAGGCGGGCGGGACCCUGCAUCCUCGCUUGUCCUGCAGGGUCAGACCAGGGCGCUGUCGCUUAGCGCCCUCCUGAGCAGCACAGACGGGGUCGCUGAGCUGGAAGGAGGGCUCCUGCUGCUGUGAUGCCCCUCGGACCCCGGGGAGCUGUGCCUGUCCCCACCUUGGUCCUGGACAGUGCACUCGCGGAAAUGAAAGGGAAGCGCUCAGCAGGCCCGGUUCCCACACACAGGCUGCACAUGCGGGCCCUGAUCUGUCCCUGUGCUGGAGGCUUGCUUAGGUUCCCGUGGACGCCUUGAGAUGGACGGGCCGACCAUUUGAACAGUAGGAAAGGCUCGAACUCAAAUGGCAGGUACCUCCCCUUAAGACGUGUCAGCUCGAGAGCCUCAUGGCUCUAACUGUGGCCUCUGGGGCUUCAGGAGGGUCUCCCACGUGCAUCCCCUGUUUCUCUCCCACCCAUUGGUCUCGGACCUGAACUUGCCUUGGCCAUACCCACGCAUUGCCCUUAGUGGCCCAGAAGCCGGGGUCCGCGAUGCAGGUAUGUUAUAUGUACACUUACGCGAUUUCGUGUCCCACGAGGCGACGUUCUACAAACUAUAUUUUCAGGUGGAGAAAGUUUCAAGGUCGAGCUCUCAGAACAGUGCUCAAAUCAAAGCUGUUUCCUGUGAA
Molecule: messenger RNA, 9339 nt
Organism: Aethalodelphis obliquidens (Pacific white-sided dolphin)
Lineage: Eukaryota; Metazoa; Chordata; Mammalia; Artiodactyla; Delphinidae
Product: KIAA0513 ortholog
Exons: 13
Coding region: 2843-4081 (412 amino acids)
Source: RefSeq, a predicted model, not a curated record